Molecule: messenger RNA, 1773 nt
Organism: Phragmites australis (common reed)
Lineage: Eukaryota; Viridiplantae; Streptophyta; Magnoliopsida; Poales; Poaceae
Product: probable protein phosphatase 2C 49
Exons: 4
Coding region: 265-1449 (394 amino acids)
Biological process (GO): protein dephosphorylation
Cellular component (GO): cytosol; nucleus
Molecular function (GO): protein serine/threonine phosphatase activity; cation binding
Source: RefSeq, a predicted model, not a curated record
GGCACGGCAUUCUUAUUGCCCAAUCUCGUCGCGGUUCGGCUCGCGCUCGGAGGCUCACGCAUCUCGUUUCAGCCGCACGGUUGGUUGCUCGGGUUCCCCGACAGCGACGGCGACGGCGGUGGCGACGCGGGUGGCUUAACGCGAGGAGGCGCGACAGAAAUCUUGCGCGCGUCGUUGCGGUGGCAUUGCGCCUCGUCCUUGCGUACGUUCGUGCGUGCGUAGGUAACGGGAGCCGAUCGCCCCGCUUUUGCGCGCCUGACGCGCAUGGCAGAAAUCUGCUCCGAGGAGGCCAAGUCGGCGCCGGAAUCGGCCCCAACAGCUGCGCUCGCCAGGCGUCGCUCUAGGGUGGAAAUGGCCGAGGCCGGGGCAUUCCGCUCCACGGCGGCUGCGGACCAGGGCGGAGCGCGCGGCGGCAAGCGGCGGAGGUUGGCGUGCGCGGCUCCCGGGCGUCCGAGGCCCGGAGCGGGGUUUGCGUCGAGGUGGUGGCCGAGGUAUGGCGUCACCUCCGUCUGCGGCCUCCGGCGCGAGAUGGAGGACGCAGUGUCCAUCAGGCCAGACUUCCUGCCCGGUUCCUCCUCCUCCUCCGGCAAGCACCAUUUCUUCGGCGUCUUUGACGGCCACGGUUGCUCCCAUGUGGCCAGGAUGUGCCAGGACAGGAUGCACGAGUUGGUCGCGGACGAGUACAAGAAGGCGGGCUCCGGCAAGGGGGCCGCGGCGUGGAAGGAGGUGAUGGAAAAGGGGUUCGCGAGGAUGGAUGGUGAGGCUUCGAGCUGGGCCGCGAGCCGCAACGGUGAUGACCCCGCCUGCCGCUGUGAGUUGCAGACGCCGGCGCGGUGCGACCACGUGGGCUCAACAGCCGUGGUCGCGGUCGUCGGCCCCACCCGCGUAGUCGUCGCCAACGCCGGCGACUCUCGCGCGGUCCUCUCUCGCGGCGGCGUCCCCGUCCCCCUCUCCGUCGACCACAAACCUGACCGGCCCGAUGAGCUAGAGCGUGUCCAGGCGGCGGGCGCCCGCGUCAUCUACUGGGACGGCGCCAGGGUGCUCGGUGUCCUCGCUAUGUCUCGAGCCAUUGGGGACGGCUACCUGAAGCCGUUCGUGACGUCGGAGCCGGAGGUGACGGUGACGGAGCGCACCGACGACGACGAAUGCCUGAUCCUGGCGAGCGACGGGCUGUGGGACGUGGUGACCAACGAGAUGGCGUGCGAGGUCGUCAGGGCGUGCUUCCGGAGCAACGGCCCGCCGUCGUCGGGCGCACGGCCGAACGGCGUGCUCCCGUCCCCCGCCGCCGGUCGGGGCGGUGGCGCGGCGGUGGUGAUCAAGGGAGUGGACAAGGCCGAUUCCGACAGGGCGUGCUCCGACGCGGCCCUGCUGCUCGCGAAGCUCGCGCUCGCGCGCCGGAGCUCGGACAACGUCAGCGUCGUCGUCGUCGAUCUCCGGCUGGGAUCCUGAUUAAUUCUUGGGGCACGAUUCUAUGCCACCUCGCCUCUUCUGCUUUGCUACUAUCUCACGAUGGAUUAAUAAUCAAUAUCCUAAUUCUCUGAUCCCGUGCUAAAUCUUCAGUAUUUUGAUAGAUUAGUACUACGAAGUGUCUCGUCGGACUGGUGGAAGAACAUGGGUUCAUCGCGAUCAACAAACUGAAUAAUGUCAGGCAGAUGCAGAACAUCUGAUGCUCUCUGUGCAUGUGGAAUCUGCCCUGGGGACAUGAGCAAAACCAUGGCGAAAGAAUGAUCGGUGACUGAUGCUACCAGCUUUAGGAUGAUUGGGUGUACGUAU